AUGGCCGCUCUGCAACGGCAUGUCGCCACCAUCAAGAAUGCAUACUACACACAAGACUCGCGUUCACUCCUUGCCGCCUUCCGCCUUGAUCCAGACACCUUUGCUGCUCUACAAGCGGAUUUGAACAAGGAUGCUCGUGGAGAUCUUGCUGAUUGGGUCCUACGCCAGAUCUCAGUGUCUGGCGCUCCCACCGACUCCGAUCGCUUCCAAACACUAGUUGGAGACUUCUUAUCUUACGUCCGUGACCAUGCUCCGCUCUCACACGCCUCUCCAUCCAUACAGACAUCCUAUCCCACGGACUGGGAUCGAGCUUACGAUGCAUGGGCUCUCGUCUACUCUCGCGCUUCCACCUUCUUCUCCUUGCCCGACACCACAUGGUUCAUUCCGACCCUCAGGUUCUUUGCUUCCAGCCUCGUUACAUUCGCAAUGGCUCUUGACCAACGUACAGAUGCCAUUCAGAAACGCAAGACAACCGAUGCUGCAGGAAGACUUUCAAAAGCAGCUGGUAUGGCGGGUAACGAUCGGUCCCAAGCUCCAGCUUCCGAAACCAAGCGUGCUGCUGUGCUUAUGCUUGCCAACCUCAGCUUCAAAGCCUACUUCAAGCUCAACAACACUCGACUCUGCGAGACCGUCCUGGGCAGUGUCGAAAAUGCUCUCAAGGUGAACCGCACUUUCGCUCGCAACAGCGGCAUUCACGAUGGCUCGGGUGAGCAGUGCUACACCAGAGCUGAUCGCGUUACGUAUCGCUACUACCUCGGCCGCCUCCGGCUGUUCCAGCACAACAUCCGAGCUGCCUCCACCCACUUGAGGUGGGCUUUCGACAACUGCACGCUUCGCAAUCUGAGGAACAAGAGGGCCAUCUUGAUACCGCUCGUGGCUACCUACCUCAUAUUGGGUCGAUUUCCGCAGAUAGCACUCCUCGAUGCUUCCAACUUGACCGACGUGUACGGUGGCCUGACAUACCACCUGAAGAGCGGCCAGGCAGCAGCAGCAAUGCAGGAGCUGGACCGGCACAUGGAUUGGUUCAGAGUGCGAGGUCUCUAUUUCAUCUUGAAAGAGAAGCUACAGAUCAGCCUCUGGCGCAAUCUCGCGCACAAAUGCCUAACCCUUACCCAUCCAUCCGCCCCAGCCACGUCGGCUCCUCCAACCAUGCGACUCGACUUUCUACUCUCAGCCGCGCGCAUGGCAUGGCGCGACCCAUCCUUACAGCCUCAAGAUAUCGAGGCAGUGGUCGCUAGCAUGAUCGAUCAAGGCUUUAUCAAAGGCUACAUUCUUCAUUCUAAAGCUAUGCUUGUUUUGCAAAAAGGCCCUCACAUGGGCUUCCCUCCGAUAUGGAGCGUCUUCGAAACACGAUAG
This is a messenger RNA of Ustilago hordei, 1356 nucleotides long. RefSeq lists its product as uncharacterized. Gene Ontology annotation, cellular component: transcription export complex 2. The coding region runs from base 1 to 1356 and encodes 451 amino acids. Lineage: Eukaryota; Fungi; Basidiomycota; Ustilaginomycetes; Ustilaginales; Ustilaginaceae. Gene Ontology annotation, biological process: poly(A)+ mRNA export from nucleus; post-transcriptional tethering of RNA polymerase II gene DNA at nuclear periphery; transcription elongation by RNA polymerase II. Gene Ontology annotation, molecular function: RNA binding; double-stranded DNA binding. The transcript has 4 exons. The record is from RefSeq and is a predicted model, not a curated record.